Rhodofomes roseus is the source of this 5704-nucleotide messenger RNA. RefSeq lists its product as uncharacterized. The record is from RefSeq and is a predicted model, not a curated record. Bases 1 to 5511 code for a protein of 1836 amino acids. The transcript is spliced from 7 exons. NCBI's taxonomy places the organism in Eukaryota, Fungi, Basidiomycota, Agaricomycetes, Polyporales, Fomitopsidaceae.
AUGCUUCCUCACGAAAUUCUGCAGCAUCUCGCAGGCCGCAACGACAUGGAAUCCGAGGCUGAGUUUGCCUCGCGCCUGGAAGGUCGAGAUGGGCAGUUUUCGCUGGAUGCGGUACCUGACUCGAUGCAGGCGGAUACUAUCGCAACGCAGGCGGAGGUCAUGGAGAUGAUCCGUCGAGUUCACCACGGAGUUCAUCCGCGUGGCUCUGCGGGCGCUACUUCCGAGGACGCCGUGGCUCGAGACGAGCGUGACUGGAAUGACCAUCGGCGGGUGUCCGUGAAGGUGUCGGACCUUGAGCGGUACUCAAAGGACGGUUCCGCACACUCUGCAAAGAUGGCGUCGGUAUACCUGCGGAACCGCUCGACCGUCGUGCUUGACGAGACGUAUAGAAUCCCGGCGACUGAUCCAUCCCUGGAGUGGCGCGUGAAGAAUAACUACCUGGACCACAUGGCCUGUAUUCCGGCCAAGCAGGGCCUGGCUGUGUGUCGACGGCCGGUCGGUACGCUUGGGUACAGGUUGACGGUGGACCUGUUGUCCCCUCACCGGGCGCUCAAGUUCACGCACACGCACAUUGACUUUGACCCGUCCGGCCGCUGUGCUUUCUUUGGGACGUAUCAGACGGACCUGCUGUGGUGUGCAUUCGUACCGAACGCCUUCUUUGACGACAACGACAACGAGAGCAGCGACCUAGCGUACGACCGGCCCAACGGCGAUGGCUCAGCCCUUCCGCUGUCGGCAUACGGGAUCAAGGCGGGCGACACACGCCUGUCGCCUACAAGGUUCAAAAUCUGGCAGCUGUUCUGGUGCCACGUCCUCUCUACCAUGCAGUGGCGCGGUGUGUCGGUGAUGCCGCACAUCUGGUGGGGUCUGUCGGAUGAUCUGCGCAAGUGGAGCAUUCGGGACAUGUGCAACAUAUUCGACCAACCGAAGAUUGAACUCACGCACGAGGACGUCGUCCAUAUUGACGACACCUUCGAGGCUGAGUGGCGUACGUUUGUUCAUGAAAUGCCUGCGGCUUGGAAGAAGGACAAGUUCUUCAUCCACCACAAGCCCAUCAUCAUGUCACAACGCUACGGUCAGAACACGCCGAUCGCGGUGGAGAACGCGAUCGACAGGGAGACGCAGCAGUGGCAAGAGGAGCGGGCAUGGGGCGCAAUGAAGUAUGUCUCUAUGGCGGUGGCCACCGAGUUAACGGCUCAUGACGUCCAGCAACACGAGCCGAUACCACCAGAUGACAUCCUGCGUGAGCAUGUAGAAGUGUUCGACACGCCUGUUGUGGAUCGCACUUCGCGCCCAGUUGACCUAUACAACUACCCGCUUGAGGACGAAGAUGGAAACCUACUGCCGUUAUACACUAGGGAGGGGUUUGACGUGCUGCGCACCCAGCCCGUGGACAAUUCCGAUCUCGACGGGCCGGGUUGCGGUAUUCUGCUUGACCUCCGCCGUGUGGACGAGCUCUUUGCGGAUUACGCAGACGACAGCGAGGCCAUGCAGCGGCUCGCUGUACAGGAACACGAGCGUCGCAGGCCCCGAUCUCCAUCAUAUGAGUCCCCAUCGCCGUCACCUGGACCGUCGUCACGAGCGCCCUCGUCACCUCCCGGCUCAUCUUCUCCCAUCCCCAGUGUACACAACAGUCCCAGCCGGCGCCGUUCCAGGGCUUCCCCAUCGCGUUUGUGGCUGGAGGAGGAGGAGGAGGAGGAGGAGAGCGAGAACAGACCACGUCGGCGCCGCCGCGGGGUAUCUCGGUUCAUUGACGACGAGGCUCGUGGUGACGAUGACGAGGAGGGAGCGUCGGACGUUGCAGAGGAACAUGAACUGGGUGCCGACCUGCGAGACGACGCCCCAGACGAGCUGGAGAGGUGCGAACAGAUGACCGUGGAGGAGCUGUCCGCACAUCGGCGGGAAGCCCGCGGUCGAGCCCGAGCCACCUCGCACGGUGACGAGCGCGACGAACCCAGGGCGGCAAGCAGACCACGCGGCUUCAGGACGGCUGAGCAGGACGACGCGCUGAUGGAGGACGAGGUAGAGGCACUGCUCGAUAUGCGUCGCCCAGCGCAGGCCAACAAACGGCUCCGCGUCACUGCGUACCCUCAGGCCUUUCUGGGACAUAUCGGCCAUAUGCAGGCGAACCAGAUGUUCCCGAUUUACGCGCCCUUCAUGGUGGACAUUGACUGCGAGCUGCGAAGGGACGUCCCGCCCCAACCCGAUUUUCACGAGACAUUGGAAGACGGUGCGCACUUCGUCGAACCUGAUCUCGCUGGGAAGGCGGAAUGGAUGGACAAGCAUGGGUUUGACGGUCCGAUCAUCGAAAUGGGAGGCUGCCAGAUCUACAAUGCGAUGUCGCACCGCGCACGUCCUACCGCCGGGCAACAGGAGGUAUGUACAGGCAUGCUCACCCAGGCGGCGACGGGUCCCUGGGCGCCUGGUAAGAGGGCGACCAACCUGCACGCGAAGAUCAUGCACCGCAACAAUAUAGGUCUCCCUCAGGACCGGUUCCGAGCGGCGGUCGUUGACUACGGCGCACCUAAUAUCUCGCUGCGCAUCGAGAACAACUUCACGAUCUUCAUGAGACGCAUGCCGGAGGACAAGCGCACCGGAGCACAUAUCUACCGUGACAUUAUACUAUCGCACAUCCAGUCUACCCUCCAUCCCAUCAUCCUCCAACGCCUUCGGCACCACAUCGUCGUGUUCAAGCCCGAUGUGUUCCCCGCCAUCUAUCACUGGAUGACGUUUCCCGUUCGCGUCGUGUUGGAGAAAAUGUACACGUCGAUGGUUGCAGACCUUCAGCAAGGCCGAAAACAGCCCGCGCUUCAGAUCGAACUGCUCGCGAUGAUGGAGCGCACCCUCGCAUACGCGCAUACUGGGAACGCGGCGGUCAUCUCCGGCUGCAUGGGUCCUCUAUGGCUCAAACGCUCUCUCCUCGAGUUGGGAUUCCCCUGUCUGCACCCCUCCAUGCGUCUCGAUGUGGACAACGAUUUCCCCUUGUCGAUCUCGGUAACCGCGUGGCCGUGUCGUCCGUCUGACAUGACGCCGCUCCUCGCUUCAUCGCGUGCCUUCCAGCUCACUUGGGGUGCCGGCGCCCUCGCAGGAUACACAGCGGCGUUCUCCUUCUCGCUUGCUCGCGUUUUCGGAGGCUCCGACGAAAAGUUCAAGAGAUACGCAGGCAACCCUCACGUUGUAAAGGGCCUGGUGAUCGCGGACAUUGCCAUGGGCGUGCUCAUUGCCGACUGGAAGGACUUUGUGGAGCGCGAGGUCCGUCUGAUGAUGAAGCGCGUGGGCACGCAGGAUAUGGAGGACCUGUCCGAGCUGGAGCACAUCCACUACCACCAGAGAGAGAGCAACCUGAAGCAGUGGAAGGCAUGUGCGCACCCGUUUUCGCACAAAGGGGAGACGGCUACCUUGACACAGUCUGGAGCGAAAGAGUCAAAGAAGAGCAAGAAGACGAAGGACCUGAAGGGCAAGUCCAAGGCGCACAACAUGGUGUUCCCUUUGGCGCUUCUUGUUGCUACUUUGGCUGAGUCUGUAGACGACAUCGCGGACGGGCUCCCUAUGGCCUCGACAACUCGGGCUACUCAAGGAGAAGUGGCCCGGGUGAUGUGCGACUGCGCUCGUGCAAACAAGCCAACGCCCCUGCGCGCUCCUCUCAUCAAGGAUGGCUCGGGCAUCUUCGUGCUGCGCCUCGCACUUGCCGAACUCGCAAAGAACGCACCCACUAGUCUGAUCACCGACACGGAGAUCUACGAUUGGAGCGUCAACAUCUUUGCGCUUGCGCUCGAGGUCAACAUGAUCAUGUUUGUGCCAUGGCAGGCACCAAGUGCGGAGGCCCGAGGACGCCCAAAGACGAAAGCAUCGGUCGACUCCUGGGUCGAGGUCGAUCAUACCGCGAGCCCUGUUUGGGACAGUAUGGCUCUGGUCGCACCACCGGUUGUGCGCACGAUGGAACAACAGUACAAGGACAUCAUCAGCGGCGUCGGUAAACGCAUAGUCGAGGAGGACCCCAAGGGCGAGUGGGAAGCUGCUGCGCUCCCACUGCACGCGUUGUCCAAAUUCAUCUCGACCCGGAAGGUCCUCCCGGUCGAGUUUACGCUCGAAAAUGCGUCGGUGUCAAUGCCUGCGGAGAGCGACCCGUCGGUAAGCAGCAAGCGCUUGGUGUACGAAGUGUACAAAUGGGUGCUCGACAACUACGACCCGUCGAAGGUGCUCCACCAACUCGCGCUGAUGAUAGCGAUUGUGGUCAGUCGUCUGGCUCCUGAGCUUGGGUACAACGGUGCCGCGUUGGAAAAGGUCUUGCGAUUGUCGCCCGGUGGUGUGCCCUCUUCGCAAGGCCUCACAAAGGCUAUUCAGAAUGCGGAUUGGGAGAUUGGAACGCGUUCCACCGGUCACACGAACCGGAUUCCCUAUAUCCCGAUGGUCACCACCUACAUCAUCGCGUUCUUCGACCAACAUAGCCCGGUUCGCCAGCAUCUGCGUGCGAGCGGUAACAAUACCUUGGGCUCCCUGGGGCGUGCUUUCGUGGCAAAACAUACGGUCAAAGGGAUCAACCCCUUCAAUCUCAUCCGUCUAGGGCUGGCAAGGGGGCUUGGGACAGCAGUGCUGAAGGGCGGCAGUUAUGGCGUUGACUGGCGGCCGCUCAGCGAAGACGAGCUGAUUGCCGUUCACGCCGAUCUGUCCUACGUGUUCGAUGAUCUGCAGGGUAUGCAGAGCGGGUACAGUCAAGCUAAGUUUCUGUUUGGGGAACAAUGCGCCGAGCUGCUCGCCCGGAAGGGGGAGAUCAUACGACAUGCCCCACCUCCUAAAGGGCCCAGGGCGGGGCCCGGCGCGGCACACCAGCAACUCAUGUCUGCGGCGGCGUCUGUGGAUCGGCACCCUGCGGGUCCGUCGUUGCGUGGGACCCCUCCACGUCCACACCGAGCGAACAGAAACCCUGCGCUGCCUGCACUACGUUCAACGUCGCGCGCACCCUCGUUCAGUUACAGCGCGGCCCACGAAGAUCCGCCGUUCCUUGCUGAGCAAGCUGAUGACCCGCGUCCGCCUUCGCCUCUCCAGUACACGACUAUGGCCCACGUCACAGCAAGUGCGCACGCAAGUGCUGGGUCGUCCGCCUCCGCCUCAGGGUCGUCCAGGAGUGGUGGGGCUUCUGCGUCUUCAAGCUCCAGUGCGCGGUCGACGUCGAUGCCAUUUGUCACGGUCAACGCCUCCGCCUCCUCUUCUUUGCGCCGGGUGGUCACUUCCCCCGGACGGUUUGCGAGGGAGGCGGGCGCACAUCAAAGGAAGCAGCAACCUCCGGCGCACUUGGUGGCAUCUGCGACGGCGGUGGCAACUACUAACGUGUUCACAUCUAACAUGAGCCCGACCGCCGCCCGCCGUGGAGUCAAGCGCCGUCGCGAGCGUCCGCCUGGUACUGGUCAGUUCCGCAUUGAGAUGUUGCCUCCGCCUGCGGCCAAACGCGCGCGCACAGCCUCCCGCCGUGGGUCUGGCAGCGGUGAGGUGAUUGACAUCUCCGGUGACUGAUUAGUUCGUCUCAUUAUUGUGGACCUGGCGCCGUGUGGACGUACACUCUAAUACCUUACUUGUCUCCAUGCCAUUCUCACCUCGUUGUUCCGUCAUACUGUACCAACCUCAUUAAUGAUGGCUUUGAUGCAAUGGUGACUUGCUGCUGCGUGCAUGGUGCGCGCUCACGGGCAUUAAACCCAGGUCUAGGGUU